Lynx canadensis (Canada lynx) is the source of this 2391-nucleotide messenger RNA. RefSeq names its product DEAD-box helicase 55 (gene DDX55). The transcript is spliced from 14 exons. Lineage: Eukaryota; Metazoa; Chordata; Mammalia; Carnivora; Felidae. The record is from RefSeq and is a predicted model, not a curated record. Bases 28 to 1830 code for a protein of 600 amino acids. Gene Ontology annotation, molecular function: ATP binding; nucleic acid binding; RNA helicase activity. Gene Ontology annotation, cellular component: nucleolus.
GGCGGCGGCGGCGGCCGGGCGCGCGCUAUGGAGCACGUGACGGAGGGCUCCUGGGAGUCGCUGCCGAUGCGGCUGCACCCGCGGGUGCUGGGUGCGCUGCGGGAGCUGGGCUUCCCGUACAUGACGCCGGUGCAGUCUGCAACCAUCCCUCUGUUCAUGAAAAAUAAAGAUGUCGCUGCAGAGGCGGUCACGGGUAGUGGCAAAACACUCGCUUUUGUCAUUCCCGUCCUGGAGAUUCUUCUGAGAAGGGAAGAGAAGUUAAAAAAGCAUCAGGUGGGAGCCUUAAUCAUCACACCGACGAGAGAGCUGGCUAUUCAGAUAGACGAGGUCCUAGCGCAUUUCACGAAGCCCUUCCCACAGUUCAGCCAGAUUCUCUGGAUCGGAGGCAGGAAUCCUGGAGAAGAUGUUGAAAGGUUUAAGGAGCAAGGUGGGAACAUCAUUGUGGCCACUCCAGGCCGUUUGGAGGACAUGUUCCGGAGGAAGGCAGAGGGCUUGGAUUUGGCCAGCUGUGUGAGGUCCCUCGACGUCCUGGUGUUGGAUGAGGCAGACAGACUUCUGGACAUGGGGUUUGAGGCAAGCAUAAAUACCAUCCUGGAGUUUUUGCCAAAGCAGAGGAGAACAGGCCUUUUCUCCGCCACUCAGACACAGGAGGUGGAGAGCCUGGUGAGAGCGGGGCUCCGGAACCCCGUGCGGAUCUCGGUGAAGGAGAAGGGCGUGGCGGCCAGCAGCACCCAGAAAACUCCUUCCCGCCUGAAGAACUACUACAUGGUAUGUAAGGCAGAUGAGAAAUUUAACCAGCUGGUACAUUUUCUUCGAAAUCAUAAGCAGGAAAAGCACCUGAUUUUCUUCAGCACCUGCGCCUGUGUGGAAUACUAUGGAAAGGCCCUGGAAUCCCUGGUGAAGGGUGUGAAGAUUAUGUGCAUUCAUGGGAAGAUGAAACAUAAGCGCAACAAGAUCUUCAUGGAGUUCCGCAAAUUGCAAAGUGGGAUUUUAGUGUGCACAGAUGUCAUGGCCCGAGGAAUAGAUAUUCCUGAAGUAAACUGGGUUUUGCAGUACGACCCUCCCAGCAGCGCAAGUGCCUUUGUGCAUCGCUGUGGCCGCACAGCCCGCAUCGGCCACGGUGGCAGUGCGCUCGUGUUCCUCCUUCCCAUGGAAGAGUCAUACGUCAGUUUCCUUGAAAUUAACCAAAAAUGCCCCCUGCAGGAGAUGCAACUCCAGAAAAACACAGGAGACCUCCUUCCAAAGCUCAAGUCCAUGGCCCUGGCUGACAGAGCUGUGUUUGAAAAGGGCAUGAAAGCCUUUGUGUCAUACGUCCAGGCAUAUGCCAAGCACGAAUGCGGCCUCAUCUUCAGAUUAAAGGAUCUUGAUUUUGCUAGUCUUGCUCGAGGGUUUGCCCUGCUGAGGAUGCCCAAGAUGCCAGAACUGAGAGGAAAGCAGUUUCCAGAUUUUUUGCCUGCAGAUGUUAAUACAGACACCAUUCCAUUCAAAGAUAAAAUCAGAGAGAAGCAAAGACAGAAGCUACUAGAGCAACAGAGAAAAGAGAAAAGAGAAAAUGAAGGGAGAAAAAAAUUCACAAAAAAUAAAGCUUGGUCAAAGCAGAAGGCCAAAAAGGAGAAGAAGAAGAAAAUGAAUGCAAAAAGGAAGAGGGAAGAGGGUUCUGAUAUCGAAGAUGAGGACAUGGAGGAACUUCUUAAUGACACGAGGCUCUUGAGAAAGUUUAAGAAAGGCAAGAUUACUGAAGAAGAGUUUGAGAAGGGGUUGUUGGCGAGCGGCAAGAGAACAGUCACCACAGCAGACGUGGGGAUCCCCGCCUGGGAACCUGACUGCUGACACCGGCUUUGGGGAGCGUGGGAGAGCGGGGAAUGCGGCCAGCGGGCCCGGCAUGGCUCACAUCUGCUUUCGCUACGUGUUGGAACUUCACAUCCAAGAAAGCUGCUCAGACUUGGGGGGCGGGGGGUUUUACACUCGUGGAUGUUGUAUUAAAACCACACCGGCCUUUAAGUGUAAUGGAAGAGCGUAACUGUCGGAGUGUAAAUAACAGAUGUCAAUAUUUAUUUUGAUGGGUCACCUAUAAAUUAAAGCUCAUUUUUCUGUGGCUAUUUUAUACUUAACUUUCUAACAAAGAUACUGAGGUAGACUUGAUUUUUGGCUUUUUAAGGUUCCUUAGUGUUUUCGGGCGUCUGAGCUUCCUGGGUGUCCUUUCCCCUGGACUUCUGUUAUCUCUUUCAGGGGCUGUACAAAACACCGGCAUGGGGUUGCUGAUGUUGCUGGGGUUCUUUUCAAAGAAUAGUCCUCACCGCUGUUUUAUGGGGGAGUAUCUGAAAAACUAAAGAAGCAAAUCCUAAUCUCGGAAAAAAAUAUGCCUCGUGUUGAAUAAAUUAUUUCCUUCCA